AUGACCGACAUGGUUGGAGGGCAAAGCGACGAUGUUCAUCAGGUCCCUCCUCCUCUUCCCCCCGCGCCCAUGGAGAACUACACUUUUCCGGAGCACCGUCUGAAGCGCAAGAUGGACGAUCCUGAGAAGACUCCUCUGCUGCUCGUGGCUUGUGGUUCCUUCUCGCCCAUCACCUACCUCCAUCUGCGCAUGUUCGAGAUGGCGGCCGAUUACGUUAAAUUCAGCACUGACUUUGAACUCAUCGGCGGGUAUCUCUCCCCCGUCUCGGAUGCUUAUCGGAAGGCUGGGUUGGCUAGCGCGGAACAUCGGGUUGCGAUGUGCCAGCUCGCGGUUGAUCAGACAUCCAAUUGGCUGAUGGUCGACACGUGGGAGCCGAUGCAGAAGGCGUAUCAACCGACCGCCGUCGUGCUGGAUCACUUUGACCACGAGAUCAAUGUCGUGCGAGAGGGUAUCGAUGCGGGAGAUGGCACCCGGAAGCCCGUCCGGGUUGCCUUGCUUGCAGGCGCCGACCUGAUCCAUACCAUGUCGACUCCGGGGGUGUGGAGUGAGAAGGAUCUGGAUCACAUUCUGGGCAAAUACGGGUCAUUCAUCGUGGAACGCAGCGGCACUGACAUUGACGAAGCGCUGGCCACCCUGCAGCCUUGGAAGGACAACAUCUACGUCAUCCAGCAGCUUAUCCAAAACGACGUUAGCAGCACCAAGAUCCGUCUUUUCUUGCGGCGCGAGAUGAGCGUGCGCUACCUGAUUCCCGUCCCGGUCAUCCACUACAUCGAGCAGCACCACCUCUACGAGGACGACAGCACAACGACGGCCGCACCCUCGCCGGCCGACAAGGGCAAAGAACGCUCGCAGCCGGGAAAAUCAGGCUGA
Aspergillus clavatus NRRL 1 is the source of this 870-nucleotide messenger RNA. Its product is annotated as nicotinamide/nicotinic acid mononucleotide adenylyltransferase. Gene Ontology annotation, molecular function: nicotinate-nucleotide adenylyltransferase activity; nicotinamide-nucleotide adenylyltransferase activity. The coding region runs from base 1 to 870 and encodes 289 amino acids. The transcript has 3 exons. The record is from RefSeq and is a predicted model, not a curated record. Lineage: Eukaryota; Fungi; Ascomycota; Eurotiomycetes; Eurotiales; Aspergillaceae. Gene Ontology annotation, biological process: NAD+ biosynthetic process.